AUGGCAAUAUUUCGUAUUCAUGCCGGUGUUACAAGCGAACAAAUAAUAGAUAUGUUUCAUGAAUUUUCUCAAAGAGCACAUGGAUGUCUUCUACAAAAUAAACGUUUAUGGGUUUUUCUUGAUGAAUUUAAUACUACACCAAGUAUUGGUUUAAUUAAAGAAAUAACUUGUGAACGAACACUUCUUGGUGAACCAUUACCAGAUAAUAUGGUUCUAUUAGGUGCUUGUAAUCCUCAACGACGUAAAAAAAAUAACAAAAUUUUUGAUAAUCAUAUUGGUAUUAAAAAAGAUCUUUAUGAAAUGCAACGUUUAAAACAAGGUUCAGGCGUUUCACUUUUAUAUACAGUUGUAUCAAUACCAGAAACUAUGCUUGAAUAUGUUUGGGAUUAUGGUUAUCUUGAUGAUGCUAUAGAAAAGAAAUAUAUUCGAACAAUGUUAAAUACAUGUGAACAAUUAGUAGAAAAUACCGAAUGGUUCAAUGUAGUUGUUAUAAUGAUAUCCAAAUCACAAAAAUUCUUUCGUGAUCUUGAAGAUGUUAGCAGUGUAUCAUUACGUGAUGUAGCACGUUUUUGUCGUCUUUAUAAUUGGUUUCGAAAAUCAAUUAUUGAACGUGAAGGUGUCGAAAAAUUUUCUAAAGAUUCACUUGUUCUUCUUCGACGUUCAAGUUUAAUAGCUCUUCUACUUUGUUAUUAUUUUCGUCUUAAUUCCCCAAUUGAUCGAAAUAAUUAUACAAAAUUAAUGGAAGAAAAUCUUGUAUCUCGAUUACCAAUUCUAUCAAAAGUUGAAAAUUUUCUAGUUAAAUUUCUUGAAAUGGAACAAAAAAAAAUCAUUGAACGAAUGGAUUUACCUUCAGGUACAGCAAAAAAUCAUGCACUUAUGGAUAAUAUAUUUGUUAUUCUUAUUUGUAUUGUUAAUCGUAUACCUGUUAUUAUAUGUGGUAAACCAGGUUGUAGUAAAACAUCAGCUGUACAAAUUGUAAUAAGUAAUUUAAAAGGAAAAAAAUCAUCUGAUGAAUAUUUUCAAAAAUUACCAGAAUUAAUUGCUGUUUCAUAUCAAGGUUCACAAAAUUGUACAUCAGACAGUAUUAUAAAAGUAUUUCAACGUGCUGAUAAAUAUUUAGACGUUAAAAAGGAUGCAGAUAUUUUACCAGUGAUUGUUUUCGAUGAAAUUGGUUUAGCAGAAUUAUCUCCACAUAAUCCAUUAAAAGUAUUACAUAGUAAACUUGAAGUUGAAACAUGUCAAUAUGGUUUUGUUGGUCUAUCGAAUUGGCGUCUUGAUGCAUCAAAAAUGAAUCGUACACUUUAUUUAUCAUGUCCUGAUCCUGAUGUAGCAGAUUUAAAAUUAACAGCUAAAAUUAUAUCAAAUUCCUUAAUACCAUCUGAAGGUCAAAUAUCUCGAAUAGAUCCAUCAAUUAUUACAACAUUAGCUACUUCGUAUUAUGAAUUAUAUGAAUCUUUAAAAAUUCAAGAACAACAAAAAUAUGUAAAUUAUUUUGGUUUAAGAGAUUUUUAUUCAUUAAUUAAAGGUGUUGUUAAUGAUUUAAUUAAAUCAAAAACUAAAGAUGAACGAUAUAAAUGUAUUCGUCAACAAUUAAUUAUUAAUUUUGAUGGUGUUCUUGAUGGUUCACAUUUUAUGUGGAAUCAUUUUUGUGAACAAAUACAAAGUAAACAUUUAAUUGAACAAUAUAAAUCUCCUACAUUUAAAGAAUUACUUGAUCUAAGAUUAACAUCACGACAAGGACGUUAUUUAAUGUUAAUUGCUGAAAAUGAAAGUGUUAUUGAUUAUGUUGAAAGAUAUAUUAUUCUUAAACAUCAACCACCACCUGUACGAACAUUAAUUGGUAGUUGUUUUUCAGGUGAUUUAGUAUCUGGUACAACGUAUACUGAACAAUAUAAUUAUCGCGUACUAAUGGAUAUAAUACUUUAUGCUGAAACAAAUGUUACAUUAAUUAUGCGUCGUAUGGGACAUUUAUAUGAUAAUUUAUAUGAUUUAUUUAAUCAAAAUUUUGCUAUAUCAGGAAAGAAAAAAUAUUGUCGAAUUGCACUUGGUGCUUUAUAUCAUCCACGUUGUCUUGUUAAUGAUGAUUUUUAUUGUGUUGUAUUUGUACGAAAAGAAGAUUUAGCAAAAUGUGAUCCACCAUUUCUUAAUCGUUUUGAAAAACACAUUAUUGAUAUGAAAUCACUAGUUCAACAACGUCAUUGGUUAAUUACAGACAAUUUACUUGCUGAGCUUUUUGCAUUACUUCCAAGAAAUAUUAACAAAUAUUUUCCACUUUUACAACAUUUAUUUGUUGAUUAUAGUAAUGAUUAUAUAUGUAAUUUAGUUAUUGACGCAUUUGAUAAUUUACAGAUUUCACUUGAUGAUGAUGAUAAUAAAACAAUUGAUGUUAUUAAUUAUUGUAAAAAUAAAUUAAUUAGAACUAGUUCAUGUGAUUUACUUUUAAUACUUUCAGUACAAUCUAAUGAAUGUCAUCCUCUUAUAGAUCAAUAUUAUGAUUUACAUACAAAUUUAUCAUUUCAAACAAUUAUUAAACAAGCAUUAAAUGAAAAACUUUUACCUAAUCAAGUUAUUUAUACAUAUACACAAAUCUAUCAUAUGAUUAAUUAUAAUUCUAAUGAAAUUGAAGAAGUUAAAUUAAGUAUAUUUAAAAGUGAACUUGAAUUAACAAAUAGAAUCAAACAACAUUAUCAAAAAAAGGAUAAUUAUCGUUUAUUAAUUAUUCGUGUUGAUUAUCAUCAAGAACAUGAACAUAUUUUAUUAUUAAAACAUAUUUUACUUAAUUCAAAAAUUCAAUCGACUGAUCGAAGUGUUUGGUUAAUAUUUCACCUUCAACGUAAUAUGCUUAAUCAAACAACAAAUGAAGUUUUAUUUAAUGGUUGGUCAACUAUAAUGAUUAAUGAUUUGAAUGAACAUAAAUUAAUACCAAAACCAGUUUUACUUGAUCCAUCGUAUCUUGAUUUAGUUACUCAUCCAGAUUUUCUCUUAUCGGAAUCUACGCUUGAUGAAAUAAUUGAUCGAUGUUUAACAAAAUUUCGUUAUACAGUUUCUCAUAAAGAUCUAAUGACACAAAUAAAUAUUCGACGAAAUCAAAUCACUGAAUAUUUAACAAUAACUAUUGAAUCACAAUCCUUACGUUCGAUAAUUCAAAAAAAUUUAUUGAACUUAAUCAAAGAUAUAAAAUUAGAUCGAUUUAUUGAUUGGCGUCAAGAUUUAUUAACAAAUGGAAUAUUAAUCGGUACAUGUCGUUCAUUUAAUGAUGCAUUACAAUCAACUAUUUCAAUAUAUUAUGAAAGUUAUCUUUUAUUAUUAUUUUCUCAUUUUGAAAAAUAUUCAUUUAUUGAUUCAUUUUUAUUUAUGAGUAAAAAUAAAAAUAAUUAUUUAUUAAAUAAAAUUUGGUUUGAUUGUUUAACAUCAACAAUAAAAAAUAUUGAUAUAACAAUAAUGAAUGUUGAUGUUAUUGAAAUGCCAUUAAUAUUUAAUUUACAUUUACCAUGUCCUAUACAAGAAUAUGAAAUAAUUCGUUCAAUACGUCAAAUAAUUCUACAACGUCGUGAUGAUAAUAUUAAUGAUGAAGAUUUAAUGAAUCUUGCUAUUAAACAAUUACGUACAAAAAGUAUAUAUGAAUCAAAUAUUGAAAUUAUAUUUAAUGAUAAUGAUUUAUUUCGAUAUUAUUUUAAUGAUCAAUUAUUACUUGCACAAGAUGAAGCAAAAAUUUAUCAAUUAUCUUCAUUAUUUAUUAAAUGUUUACUUAUGACAAAUCAAACAAGAUCUAUUAUUGAUCAAUUAAGACAUUUACUUAUUGAUUAUAAUGAAUUAUUUGAAAUUUUACGAUUAUUUGAAAUUAGUAAAAAAUUAAUCGAUGAAAAUGAUUUUAUCAAUCAAAUAUUUAAUCGACAAUUAAUUAUUUCAGAUGAAACAGAUAUGAAAAUAAAUAAAAAUGAUAGUAUAUUUUAUAAUCUUGUUUUAACAGAUGAACAUUUUUCUUUAAUUCCACCAAAAUCCGAAAUGUCUAGUGAACAUAUAUUAAAAUGUGAAGGUGAUCCAUUUAUUGAAGUUAGUUUAAUGAAUCUAAUUGAACUUCUUGUUUCUCCAUCUAUUAUUGAUCGUAUUGAUAAUAUUGAACAAUUAACAACAACAUAUUGUCUUGUUGCUCAAGGUAUACUUGGUUUAACACAUUAUUCAGUAAAUAAUCUUGAAAAAAUACGUUCAUUUAUUAGUCUUAUUCGUUGUAUAACAACUUUAAUAUCGACUAAUAAAGCAUUAGAUGUUUUUAAACAAGCAUGUAGUUAUGGUGGUUUUGAUGCAACAUUUAAAACAUGUGAUGAUAUACAUAGAUUUAUUAAUCUUUUACAAAGAAUUAUUAGUACAAAUGCACCAAAUAUAAAUGAAACAGUGAUACAACGAACAUUACUCAAACUUGAAAGUGAAUUUUUAAAAAAUUGGCUUGUUGAUCAUACUGAUCAAUAUUUAGAUAUAAUUACAUUAAUGAGUAAAUCUAAUAAUAAUCUUUGGCAAUAUUCAGCAAAAAUUUUUACUUAUAUUGAUCGAAAACUUCAAUUAUUACUAAUGAUUCAAGAUUUUAAUGGACAAUUACCAUCGAUUGAAAAUUCUGAAAAAUUAGAUGAAAAUUUACGCGAAUUAAUGGAUAAAUAUCAACAAUUUGAUGAACAUUUACAACAAUUAAAUGAUACAUCACGAAAAAUUGAACAUAUUAUGGUUACUCGUAUUCAUAUGCAUCUUAUAUUAAGUGUAAAUAAUAAAGAAAUCAUAGAAAAUAUUCUUCAAGAACAUUUUAAUCAAUUUGAAGAAAAUAUACAAAUAAUACAAAAUAAACAAAACCCUUAUAGUUUAACAUUAAUUAGUUUAAUAUCUUGGUUAAAAUAUUAUGCACAACUUUAUACUUUUGUUCUUAUUAAUGAUAGUCAUCAUGCUAUAUUAGAAGAUAUUGAUAAAUUACUCACACGUGAUGAUUUUCUAUUUUGUUCAACUAUUAAAUUAUUUAUUAUUAAACAAUUAUGUCAAAUGUCGAAUAUUACACUUAAUGAUUUUCGUGAUAUUAUUGUUAAUCGAAAUGUUACUUGGAUUCAACCAAUGAUUGCUUUACCUACAGGUCAAAAAACAAAAGAAGUUCAACGUAGUCUUACUUUACCAACACCUUUAUUUGAAUGUUAUGAUGAAUUUCUUCGAGUUGAUCGUAUUCUAACACAUAAUACUAAUAUUCAUGAAAUACGACAAUUAAUUAUUCAAUGUCAAAAAAAACAAGAUACAUUCUAUUGUUUUAUUAUUUGGUUUAUUCAUUAUUAUGCACGUUUCUAUAUAAAUAAUGAUACAUCAUUAAAUAAUUAUUAUCAACAAUUAAUUGAAAAAGAACUUAGUAAAGAAAUAAUUGAAUGUUUUGAUUUUCUUGGUUACAAAUUACUUGUUUUCUUAUGUACAAAUUUUAAUAAGUCAACUUAUUUUUGUUUAAAUUCAAUAAUGACAAUCGAUGAACUUCAUCAACGUUUAAUUGCUUUAAAUAUUAUUGCUCUAUUAUUAUCAUUAAAAACUUUAUGUCAUACAUCUUAUUUAAGUAGUCUUCUAUUUGAUGGAAAUCUUAAAAUGCCACAAAAUUAUACAACUCAUAUGCAAUCAUCAGUUUGUUUACCUGGUCUUAUAUCAAGUAAUCCAAUUAUUACACAAAUGAUUGAUGUACGUACAACUGUUAAAGAACGUUUAGAUCGCGGUCACAUACAUGAACCAGGAAAAUUUGUUUUUAAAUGUUCAAAAGAUUGUUUAUAUAUGUUUUAUUUUGUUAAUUGUGGUGUACCUGUUGAUAGGAGUAAAUGUCCAUUUUGUAACAAAGAUAUUGGUGCAGCACAAUAUGGUGUUCUUAUUGAACGUAAUCCACCACAAAUUCAAAUGACAAUUGAUGAAGGUUUUCAAUUUAUUAAUAAUUAUAUUGAAGAAUAUAAUAAAAAACCAAGAUAUGGUUAUCAUAAUCAAACACCAGCUAUACAAAGUAAUCAACAUGAAAAAUCUGAUCAUUUAAAUCGAUCAAUAUCAUAUCGUUUCAUGCAUAUGAUAACACAUGUAACUUUAUUAUUUCUUAAUGAAUUAUCUCUAUUACCAGAUUUUGGUCUAAAAAAUCCUUUACAUUUUAAAGAACAUUUUGAAAAAGAUCUUCAACUUCUUAGUCAACAAUUAAAUGAUAGUGAACAGUGUUAUAUAUGGUUAUAUAAAAUAAUUAAUCAUAUGAUUAAUAAAGAUUUUAUUAUAAAAGGUUUUAUGAAUACAAAUGAAAAAGUUAUACAUAUAGAAAAACUUCUUGAAGAAAAACUUCUAUUUAAUCAUAUUGAAUCUAUUGCAAAUGAAAUCAAUCAAUAUAAAAUUGCCUAUAAUGAAUAUAUUCGACAACAAAAUCAAGAAGCAUCAUUUGAAGAUUUUUUUGAUGAAAUUUCACAAGAUGAAAAUAAAUAUCCAUUAUUAAAUUUUUUUAAUGUUACAAAUAUUUAUACAUCAAAUCCAAUAGAUGAAUUUCGUAUAAGACUUCAAACAAUUCCCUAUGGAGACAAAAUUUAUCCAAUAACGACAUUUUUAAUGAAACGUCUUUCAGAUUAUGCUAAUAUUCAAUAUCUUUAUCCAAUUGUUACAUUUACAAAUUAUCUUAUUGAAAAAUUUAAUCAUCGUAUUAAACGUAAUGAUGCAUCGGAAACUACAAUAUCAUAUUAUUUAACACAUGGCUCAGAUUGUGAAACAAUAGCUCAACUUUAUAAUGGUUUUAUUCAGGCUUGGUAUAAACUUAAUUUAAAUGAAUUACAAUAUGGUUGCCAACCAACUAAAUUUGAAUUACCAUUAUCACAAGAAGAUUUUGCAACAAAUACAAAACUUGCUAUGGUUUUAUUAAAUACAACUAAAGAUGAAAGUAGUAUUUUAUUAGCUGCAUGUUUACGAACAAUAGGUCAAUUACAAAAUGAAAUUGUUCAUUUUUUUCAUAAUAAAAUAGUUAAUGAUGCUGAUAAUAAUCGUUAUCAUCAAAAUGCAAUACCAAUUCAAUCAAUUCGACCAGAACAUAUACUUCGUCUUGAUGCAGAUGUUAUUAGUACAAAAUUAAUAACUGAUGGGUUUACUAUCAGUUAUCAAUAUGGUAAGAGUCGAGAUAUUAUUUAUGAUUAUGAAGAAAUUGAAAUAACUUUAAGAAAUAUGAUCAGUUGUUUACCAUUAAUUGAUACAGAAAAAUUACGUUUUCUUAAUUAUCAAUUUGAACUUUAUAGUGAAAAUACAUCAUUAAUAAAUGAUGUUCGAACACGUAUUAAACAAGAAUCAUUAAAACAAAAUGAAAAAGCGAAAUUAAAAAAUUUAGUAAAUGGUAUGCAAAAUGAUGAUAUACUUCAUUAUCUUGGUUCACUUGAUUAUGUAUUUACAUAUUUACGUAAUAUUGAUAGUGAAACAACAAAUGAUUCAUUAACAAUUCAAUCAUUUGUUGAAAAUUAUAUACGUUCAAGUGUUUGUCUUAAUGAUAAUGUUCUUCAACGUCCACCAUUUGCAACAGUUAAUCUUAAAUAUAUAAUUGAUCUAUAUGAAUUAAUAGAAGAAACUGCAUUUGAUAAAGUUUUACGUCAUUAUAUAAAACAAAAUUUAACUGAAGAAUUAUUUGCUAUUGAACAACGACAAAGUUUAAUUAGGAAAUUUAGUGAUAUGACAUUUAAAAAAGAAACUAUUGCACCUUCACUUAAAAAUAUAAAUUCAUGGAUUGGUAUACUUAAACGUUUAAUGGUACGUGUUUUAUCAAAUGUUAAUGUUAGUCUUGAUGCACCUAUACAAAUUUAUCUUGAACGAACUGAUUUAUGGACUGGAAAUAUAAUUGAAUCUGAUAUACAAACAUUCGAAGUUAAGGAUGAAAUACUUUUACAACAUACAUAUAUACUUUUAAAAGGAUUAGAAUAUGAACGAGAUAAGUUAUCAUUAACAAAUACUAAACCAAUAGAUAUUGAACAACAAUCAACAUUACAAAAAAAUCUAUUACAAAAUUCCGAAACACAAUUAUUAAAAGUAAAAACUUGGCAUAAUGAUAGUAUUAGUAAUGCUAGUAUGAUGUCAAGAGUUAUUAAAAGUGAUAAAACUACAAUUAAAAAAAUGCGCGUCUAA
This is a messenger RNA of Rotaria sp. Silwood2, 8124 nucleotides long. The record is from the annotation of a GenBank genome assembly. NCBI's taxonomy places the organism in Eukaryota, Metazoa, Rotifera, Eurotatoria, Philodinida, Philodinidae.